Monopterus albus (swamp eel) is the source of this 1166-nucleotide messenger RNA. RefSeq names its product claudin-15-like. Gene Ontology annotation, cellular component: bicellular tight junction; membrane. The transcript has 5 exons. Lineage: Eukaryota; Metazoa; Chordata; Actinopteri; Synbranchiformes; Synbranchidae. The record is from RefSeq and is a predicted model, not a curated record. The coding region runs from base 507 to 1166 and encodes 219 amino acids. Gene Ontology annotation, molecular function: structural molecule activity.
UGCUGCUGCAGUUUAUUAUUUUGACUUUGCUUGUACUGACGGACUGAUGUCUGUUUUCUGUAGCUUCUGAGUUGAAGAACAGCUGUAAACAUGUGUUUAAGGGACACACAGGACUUCUGUAAAACCUGCAGGGGACUCUCACAGUUGUCUGAGGUGUGGCUGAAGACUCAGCCAUGAUCACCAUCAUCAUCAUGACCAGGGCUGGGGGAAACUGCAGGGAGUGGCUCCCAGCAGUUUAUGGCCCCUAGCACAGUGUAAAGUCCUCCUGACAGAGCCACAGGCGUCAGAUUAUCAAGAAAUAAGUGGAGAGAGACCAGGGCCUUCACCAGCUCCUCCAUUGAAGCUUUACUUCAAAAACCAGGCCUUGUGACUUUUCAUUCCCCGUUGUUCCACAUUUAAAGGCUUAAGAUCAAAAGUUUUGUUUUCUUUCUGUUUGUGGCUUCUGGAUUUCCUCAGAGGGGCUCUCAGUCAUUUUGUUUCAAGAGGUUUCUGGAAACAUUGACAUCAUGUCGACGGCUUUGGAAGCAACCGGGUUCAUGAUGGGCAUCAUCAGCUGGCUGGUCACCGGAGCGGCACUGGCUAACGACUACUGGAAGAUUUCCAGUGUGUCCGGCAGCGUCAUCGUCUCCCAGAGACUGUUUGAAAACUUGUGGCACGCCUGUGCCGAGAACAGCGCCGGCCUCGCCGAGUGCCGAGACUUUGAAUCUAUGCUAGCCCUCCCAGUUCACAUGCAGGUGUGUCGUGCUUUGAUGAUCAUUUCCCUGAUGCUCGGCCUCAGCUGCAUGAUCGUGUCCCUGCUUGGAAUGAAGUUCAUCAAGAUCGGCUCGGCUGCCGACCAAUCCAAGGCCAAGCUUGCACUCACUGGAGGAAUCAUGAGCAUCCUUGCUGGUCUUUGCUGCAUGAUAGCUUGCUCUUGGUAUGCUUCCAGGGUGGUGCAGGACUUCAAGAACCCGCUCUAUGGUGGCGUGAGGUUCGAGAUGGGCACCGGCCUCUACAUAGGCUGGGCUGGAGCCUGUCUGGGCAUACUGGGCGGAGGGUUUCUCUGCUCCUCGUGUAAGAGACUGUCACCAGAAGGCAAGAACGGUGGUCUUUACGGGAAACCGCCACAGAAGAUCUACACAGCUACAGCCAGGUCGGAACCAGAUUCGCCCAAAGCUUAUGUCUGA